Gaeumannomyces tritici R3-111a-1 is the source of this 2442-nucleotide messenger RNA. Its product is annotated as nucleolar protein NOP2. Gene Ontology annotation, biological process: rRNA base methylation; maturation of LSU-rRNA. Gene Ontology annotation, molecular function: rRNA (cytosine-C5-)-methyltransferase activity; RNA binding. NCBI's taxonomy places the organism in Eukaryota, Fungi, Ascomycota, Sordariomycetes, Magnaporthales, Magnaporthaceae. Bases 145 to 2292 code for a protein of 715 amino acids. The record is from RefSeq and is a predicted model, not a curated record. Gene Ontology annotation, cellular component: nucleolus. The transcript is spliced from 3 exons.
CAAGCGCUUGUCGUGUGGGGUUCCUAGACGGCGCGGAAACACAGCCAAUGUCCGGAGCUUGCUGGAUUUUCUCUUACCAGCGCCGAAAAACAGGAUCGACGCGACAGCACCCAAUCCUCUACUCGAACCCGAAGCUCUGCAAAGAUGGGUGUCGGCCGGCGCAUGAAGAAACAGGGCAUGCCCGAGCCCCUUUCGGAGGAGCACUUUGCCAAUCUGAAGCGCAAGAAGGGCAUUCCCGUCGACGAUCAGCCCGCCCCCGAGGCGCGGUCGAGCAAGAAGCGCAGAACCUCCAAGAAGACGGAGCAGGUACCCAAGGCCCAGGCGAAGGCCAGUGACAAGUCCAAGCUCUCCAAGAAGCCCGCAUCAAAACCCAAUGGCUCCAAGACCGCAGUGACAGUCACCAGCAACGGCAAAACGGCCUCCAAGUCCAAGAAAGCCCCGGCGCCGGAUUCAGACGAUGAUUCAGUCGCCUCGUCGCUAGGCGAUCUAGAGGAUCUUGACGGUCUCGAGGAUAGCGAUGAGCUGAGUGGCGCCGCGCUCAGGGACGACUUCCUGGAUGGCGACGACGACGAUGACGAUUCCGUCUACGAUUCGGACCAGGACGCGCGCAAGGAGGCAUUCGUCUUCUCCGAAGACGAGGAUGAAGACUCUGACAGAGAGGAGAAGCUCACAGCCGCCAACAUUGAGGGGCUGUCGAGGAUAUUGGAUAAAGAGAGGGAGGAGGAGGAGGAAGAGAACGAGGCGGAGCUCCGCGAGGAUGCGCUGCAGACCAACAUUGUUGGAGACAAGCCGCACGUCCUCGAGGACGACGAGGAUGACGAGGUUAUGCCCAAGGCCAAGGCUCUGCUGGCGCCAGACCUUCAGAUGCUCCGCAUCAGGAUAACAGACACCGUCCGCGUGCUCGAAGACUUUACCAAGCUGGCCGAGGAGGGGCACAGCAGAGCCGAGUACAGCAACCAGCUGCUCAAGGACAUCUGCGCCUACUACGGCUACAGCGAGUACCUCGCCGAGAAGCUGAUGCAGCUCUUCCCCGCCCGCGAGGCCUUCGCCUUCUUCGAGGCCAACGAGACCCCGCGCCCUGUCGUCAUCCGCACCAACACUCUGCGCACCAGCCGCCGCGACCUGGCCCAGGCGCUCGUCAACCGCGGCGUAACGCUCGAGCCCGUCGGCAAGUGGUCCAAGGUCGGCCUGCAGAUCUUCGACGCCAACGUGCCUCUGGGUGCGACCCCUGAGUACCUGGGCGGGCAUUACAUCCUCCAGGCCGCCUCGUCGUUCCUUCCGGUCAUGGCCCUCUGCCCGCAGGAGGGCGAGCGCGUUCUCGACAUGGCCGCCGCCCCCGGUGGCAAGACGACGCACUGCGCCGCCCUCAUGAAGAACACGGGUGUCAUCAUCGCCAACGAUCCCAGCAAGUCUCGUGCAAAGGGUCUCAUCGGAAACAUCCACCGCCUGGGCGCCAAAAACGUCAUCGUCUCCAACUAUGAUGCCAGGGAGAUCCCGACCCUGAUGGGCGGCUUCGACCGCGUUCUGCUGGAUGCCCCAUGCUCCGGCACUGGUGUUAUUGCCAAGGACCCCAGCGUCAAGACGAACAAGACGGAACUCGAUUUCAUGCAGCUACCGCAUAUCCAGAAGCAACUACUGCUAGCGGCCAUUGAUUCGACAAAGAGCGGCGGCUACCUUGUCUACUCUACCUGCAGCGUCACCGUGGAAGAGAAUGAACAAGUCGUCAACUACGCACUUUCGCGUCGUCCCAACGUGGAGCUACUGGAGACCGGCCUGCCUUUUGGCAAGGAAGGAUUUACCAACUUUAUGGGAAAGAAGUUCCAUCCCAGCCUAAAACUCACCAGGCGCUACUACCCUCACACAUACAACAUGGAUGGCUUCUACGUAGCCAAGUUCAAGAAGACGGGCCCAACACCAGCCAAUGCCCGUGGCGCCGCCCACACAUCGACUGCAUCCACCGCGGCCGCCACUCCUGCUGCCGGCGGCGUCAACGGCGACGAGAUGGACAUCGACAAGACACCGGUUCAGGACGAGGAGAGCCAAGAUGACGAGUUUGGCGGGUUCGACGACGACGAGGACGAGAAGUACAUGGAGCGCGCCAAGCGCAACGCCAUGAGGCGCAGGGGUAUUGACCCACAUGCGCUCAACAAGCCGAAGAAGGAAAAGGCCGAGGAACAAGACAAGGCCGGGGAGGCGAAGGCAGAGAAGGAGACGAAGCUGCAGAAGACGGAGAAGAAGUCAAAGAAGGAAAAGAAGGAAAAGAAGGAAAAGAAGACCAAGAAGGCCGCAUAGGCGAGGGGCGCGAUUGUCUUGUAAUACAUGAAAUAUGCAUCAUCUGCUGGUUUUGCUUUGUCGUAUCUAAGACAAAGGUGGUCAGUGAUACCCCAUUGGUCUAGGCUCUAUAUGAUGAAAAGAAAGAAAGUACGAUUCCUACCGGCACAA